Molecule: messenger RNA, 2059 nt
Organism: Nicotiana tabacum (common tobacco)
Lineage: Eukaryota; Viridiplantae; Streptophyta; Magnoliopsida; Solanales; Solanaceae
Product: replication protein A 70 kDa DNA-binding subunit B
Source: RefSeq, a predicted model, not a curated record
UAUUUUACACUUUUCCGUUCACAGUGUCUUUCUCUCUCUCUCUACAUACGCGGCUCUUUCUCCUCUCAGACGUGUAACAUCAACAUCCUCUUGCUUUUGGUGCUUUGAGUUGUUUUGUUACCUUGCAAACACCUGUGUUUCACAGAGACCAACAAUAUAUUUUUGGGGUUAAACAUUAUCUCUUCAGGUUUUCAUGGGGAUUAGCAAUAUAUUUUGGGGGUUAAACAUUAUCUCUUCAGGUUAGAUUACUUCGAUGCCCUUGUUUCUGGCAAAUCUGAUGUUUACUUUUAAGGUUAUAUUGGACAGUUUAUAGAAGUGUUUAGCUAUGAUAGUUGAAUAAAUUCUGGAUUACGCUCUGUUCUGCUUGGGUUUUCUGUCGAUGUUUCUCGCUUCGCUUCUCCACUGUUCAGCUUUUCGUCUCUGUGCUCGUUUCCUGACAGCUGUUACCUUUCAAUGGAUCUUGACACACUGAAGCUGAAUCCUCUUGGAUUAACAUAUGCUUUUUCAAUUUAUAGAGAAUAUAUGGAGUAUAGAUUAACCAUUGAUAAGAUCACUCCACAAACAAAAGAGUGGACCUCAAAGGUACAUCUCAUUAAGAAACCUCGGCCAAGGAAAAGUAAAGAUGGAAAGACCCGAUUCCAGAUUGUUGUUGUCCAAGACGAAAAUGAAGACAAAGUAGCUGCUGUUUUGUAUGGAGAAGACAUAGAAAAGGAUGCACACAAGCUAACUCCGUUUUCCACUUACUUGAUAUCUACUGCAAAAGUGAGGAUUCCUCUACCCUACAGAGUACCUACGAACCGUUUUGAAUGGGUUAUCGAUAGAUUUACUGUUGUCGAAGAGGUGAAAGAUGACAACAUACAAGACCCACCGCUCCCACCUCCGACAAGGUUGAACACUAUACAUUUUGCAUAUCUGCAGGAGCAACAACAAAAUAAGGAAUUUGGUAACCAUAAUUUUACGCACAUAAUUGCUGUCGUGGUGAACUGUGGGUCGAUAAAGUAUGAUGGCGCUAACAGUAACAAAUGUCGUGAAAUCAUCAUAAUGGAUACCGGUAUGAACUCUUUUAUCCUUAUGCUGUGGGAAGACUUCGACGACGUUGAUGGAAGCAUCCUAGCUGCACAGGUUGCUAAAUAUCCAGUAAUUGUAGCAAAGCGAAUUACUCGAACCACCUAUGGCGGAUUAUCAUUGUCGACAAGGUACAACUCAGUCAUACUGAUAAAUCCACCAUAUCCUCAGGUUGGAAGGCUUCAAAACUGAUGGACUAGCAUAUGCAAUUCGUCGUCGUACCACCAUGUUUUCCUGCUUACCAAAAAAAAGGGACAUGCUUAGCAGGCUAUUAGUUCAAAAUUUCUCUAUCAGUUAAUUACAAGUUUAUUACAAUUUGGUAUCUAUGUAUCUUCAUUUAAUUAGUUUUGAACUACAUUGCAUCUCAUUGUACAAUAUAAAUUUAUGAGUUUAAAAUCUUACAGCUUACACGCAAACUUUUUCACCAAAAUAAUUUACCGAAUAGUUCUUGAGGAUGUGUGACGUUGUCCUUACAUUCAGUGACUAUUUUGGUACGCUAUAUGUAACAUUGCUAAGAGCAACCAACACUUCUAUGCGCUUCCAAUAUAUACUUCUAUUCCUUUGAUUAUCUAUGAAAUAGUACUGCACCACGUUGGUUGUUGCGAUAGUUGAUCUACAAUCAGACAAAUAAGGUAAUAUUGUCAUUCAACAGUGACUAAAUUUCUACAAAAUGAACUUAUUCUUCAAACAGGAACUGUCGCUGUCACUUGAGCUAAUAACCAGAGUUUCUUAUCUGUAUCCUCAGAAAAUGGCUACGCUAUAUGUCAACAUAACACAUAUAUGUACUAUAUGUUGGAGUUGUGGUCGGGUGAAAAUUAUGUUAUCUGUAUUAUAGUUAUGGUCAAUUGAAAGAUGCAGUUUUUUUGGGUACUUUCUGUUAAUUUCCCGUGCUUCUACGUAAUAAUUUCUCAUUGAAACAACAUAUUCCUACUUUUUCCUACGUCUUUAAAGCUUAUCACAACCUUUUAGUGUCAUUUAAAAUGUACCUGACAUU